Ambispora leptoticha is the source of this 207-nucleotide messenger RNA. NCBI's taxonomy places the organism in Eukaryota, Fungi, Glomeromycota, Glomeromycetes, Archaeosporales, Ambisporaceae. The record is from the annotation of a GenBank genome assembly.
AUGGCACAAAUCUGGUUUGAAACAAGUUCUGAUUUGAUAUUGAUACUAUUCAUGAUCAAGGAGCGGUUGGAAUUCAAUGUGAGAGAACAGAAAGUUUUCUUUGUCAAUCUUACCCUGAAAAGUGCACAAUUGUCAGCAUUAUUUGUCGAACAAAGUAAAAUCACUAAUUCAUAUUUGGCAAUUAUUGUUGCAAAUCCUCCACAAUAG